Messenger RNA from Eutrema salsugineum, 1037 nucleotides. Its product is annotated as protein RER1B. The record is from RefSeq and is a predicted model, not a curated record. Gene Ontology annotation, biological process: protein retention in ER lumen; retrograde vesicle-mediated transport, Golgi to endoplasmic reticulum. The transcript has 4 exons. Lineage: Eukaryota; Viridiplantae; Streptophyta; Magnoliopsida; Brassicales; Brassicaceae. Gene Ontology annotation, cellular component: Golgi membrane. Bases 183 to 770 code for a protein of 195 amino acids.
ACGCGAGGAAAUUAAUUUAGAACAUUUUGUUUUUUUGAAAAAAAAAAAAUUAAAACGGAUUCUUGCGAUAUUCGCAUUUCGUAGCGUCCUUAGCCAGAUCUGCUUGUUUUUUCGCUUCGUCGAGGUCUCAUUUGGGUCAGCAGAAGCUCUUUCCUUUCUCACCAUCCGUUUCAAGAAUCACAAUGGAAGGAAGCGGUGGUGGUGAAAGUGGUUCGAUGGCCACGCCUGUACAAAAGCGAGCACAUGAGGCAUGGAGGGUUUACAAAUAUUAUCUGGACAAGACUACACCUCAUUCAACUUAUAGGUGGAUUGGAACACUUGUUGUCUUUCUUAUCUACUGUUUGAGGGUUUACUCCAUUCACGGAUUCUACAUCAUCUCCUAUGGUCUUGGAAUCUACCUCCUGAAUCUGCUUAUCGGCUUCUUGUCGCCUCUGGUUGAUCCUGAGCUCGAGUCCUCUGAUGGAGCUUCUCUGCCUACUCGAGGUUCUGAUGAGUUCAAGCCAUUUAUCCGCCGACUUCCCGAGUUUAAAUUCUGGUACUCCAUGACUAAGGCAUUCUGCAUAGCUUUUCUCAUGACUUUCUUCUCGGUCUUUGAUGUUCCCGUCUUCUGGCCUAUACUACUUUGCUACUGGAUCGUUCUCUUUGUCCUCACCAUGAGACGCCAAAUCUCUCACAUGAUCAAGCACAAGUACAUUCCUUUCAGCAUCGGAAAACAGAAAUAUAGUGGCCGAAGAUCUUCUGCGAGCAGCGGCGCCUCUCGUGCUGAUUGAUUCCGUCGGUUAGUCACAUGUCUUCAGAGGAAGAAUGAAAAAAAGGAAAAGAUGGGUUUUAAACCGUUUUGGAUGUUUUGUAGUGACGAAUUUAAUCAAAAAUUCUAGUAUUAUUAUGCUUCUACAAGGAAAGAAGAAGGAAACAAAACGGUGGUCUAGUUUAAUUUGGGUUUUGUUGUUGCAGGAAAAUUGUUAUUUGUUAGUUCUCUUUAAUCUCCAGUACUUCUGUUGUAAAUAUGAUUUAUUUUUAUUUCAAAAAAAUUCAUU